Messenger RNA from Closterium sp. NIES-65, 734 nucleotides. The record is from the annotation of a GenBank genome assembly. Lineage: Eukaryota; Viridiplantae; Streptophyta; Zygnematophyceae; Desmidiales; Closteriaceae.
AUGGCGGAGCAGCAAGUGAGAAAGCUGCGGGAAGAACAUCUAGAGCUGAAGGGGGAAGAUGUGGGAAAAGAAGUCAUGAGAGGACCCGAGGCGGAUGUGAGGAGCAUAACAGCAGAGGCAGCGUGUAACCGGGGGCAAGGUGGCCUAUGGGUAGCUGGAUGGGAAGGUCCGGUGAGGGACCCGGCCAAGAAGCACGAAGAAGCAGAGUGGGAGAGCAAGGAAGAGAGGGCAUGGGAGUGCGUGACAGCAGGAAAAGGACUGGAGGAUACAGUGGGAGUCGCGAUGAGUAAGAAAGAACAAGAGGCCAUGCAGACAGUAACGGGGAUUAAAGGAGAGUCAUGGGCAGAUGAGUCGAUGGAGCCAGCAACACAGCCUCACACCUCUCACCUCGCUGGCACCUUGCCUUACAGUCUGGCUAUCAUCUUAUUCCUUCAUGUGCUGUUCCUCGCCACCGCUCACAUCUCCAUCUGCUUCACCCUCGUACACGUGUGCUCCAUUUGUCUGCCUUUUCACCUUCGUUGCUCUACCACUUAUUCAGCUGUUGCCCACCUCCUUCCGCUUAUACCCUCCUCCCCUUGCCACUGCCCCCCUCCCCCCAUUCGCCCUGCUGCAUCUCAGUGUGCAGGCGCAUGCCUUGCAGCCAUGGCUCGGAUAAUUGCAGUGGCCAUGGGGCUGCUCGUGCAUUUCCUUCUCGGCGCUGCCAUCAGCAUCAUGCCACUAGGCAUGAACGCUUG